CGUUGUAGGUGGUGUACAAGUAAUCAUCACAAAAGGUAGCCAACCUCAACUACUGCACUGCACCCAGCUCUCUCCCGCACGCAGUCAGUCAGGCAUGGCCACCGCAAGCGCCUCCAGAACGGAGCCUCUGCGACACUUCGUCCGCGCCAACUUUUCGCCAGCAUUUCUCUACCCGCUCAAGGGCAUCUGGUAUUUCGCCACUCACCGCUACCUCCAUACCCUCCUACAGAGUCGAUUGAUCCCGCUGACUCUCCUGUCCACCUGUGUCCUGGCGAUCCUCUUUCUGACCGCGUAUCUACCGCUCGUGGCAUUCCUGGCCUUGUUUCAUACGCGUGGAUCUGCCUGGGUCAAUGCCACCUUCUUCCUCCUCGGUGUCGGCGCUGUGAUCAUACAGCUGCUGUUCGAGGGCAUGCUGGUGGACCACACGCAAGUUGACGUCUAUGACGCUGUACUGGUCGGCGAAGGAUACGAGCACCUAGUCAAGAACCGGCGGACUGUAUCAGACGACAUCAACGAAAGCGACCCGUACAAGCGACUGGGAACUCGCGACAAAGGCGCCGCAUUCUCUCCAUUCUCUGUGCGCCAGAUCAUAGAACUGCUCUUUCUCCUUCCACUCAACUUGGUGCCGUUUGCUGGCGUCCCCUUGUUUCUCGUUCUCACAGGCUACAGAGCAGGUCCAUUACUCAACUGGAGAUACUUUCAGCUCAAGCGGUUCGACAGCAAGCAGCGCAAACAAUUCAUCAAAACAAAGGCACGGAGAUGGGAAUAUAUGUGGUACGGCACGGUUCACAUCACUUUGCAGCUCAUCCCAGUCUUGGCCAUGCUGUUUCUGUUGACCACUGCCGCUGGUAGCGCUUUGUGGAGCGUACAAUUGGAACAAAGGUUGCAGCAGAGCCAGCUUGUGCAGCAAUCAGAGGAAGAUGACGAGCCGCCAGCUUACACCGAUGAGCCCUAGAAUAGGUAGUUAUAGUGCCACAAUACCAU
Molecule: messenger RNA, 984 nt
Organism: Sphaerulina musiva SO2202
Lineage: Eukaryota; Fungi; Ascomycota; Dothideomycetes; Mycosphaerellales; Mycosphaerellaceae
Exons: 1
Coding region: 95-955 (286 amino acids)
Cellular component (GO): ascospore wall; lipid droplet; prospore membrane
Source: RefSeq, a predicted model, not a curated record